Messenger RNA from Physella acuta, 1147 nucleotides. RefSeq names its product quinone reductase. Gene Ontology annotation, molecular function: oxidoreductase activity; FMN binding. The record is from RefSeq and is a predicted model, not a curated record. Gene Ontology annotation, cellular component: cytosol. Lineage: Eukaryota; Metazoa; Mollusca; Gastropoda; Physidae.
AACUGAGCUGCACUCGCUGCUAUCAGGUGUGAACUGGUUCAACGCCGGGUAACCAAACCUCAUAGUGAUUUUCUUCUUUUUUUUCAGGUAUAAAUAAGAAAUUCUCUUUCCCGGUUCGCCAUUGUCAUCUAACACUUUAGAGUUGUAUGUAUCGAAAAUUUUCCGAACAAGAAAUGGCUUCAAAGAAACUGAAAGUAGUUUUAUUCCUCGGCUCAACAAGGGAAGGACGUAUGGGAUUGAGGGUUGCAAAAUUUAUUCAGGGACAACUGGAAUCUAAAAAUUUCCAAGUGGAAUUGUUUGAUCCAGUCACUCUUAAGUUCCCAGUGUUUGAGAAAGCACUUCACCACUACCAGGACAGGUCCAAAAUCCCCAAAUGGAUGGUCGACUGCGAGACAAAAGUGAAGGAGGCGGACGCCUAUGUGGUGGUGUCAGCUGAGUACAACCACAGCAUCCCCCCCGCCCUCAGCAACAUGAUGUCCCACUUUGGGCCAGCUUUGUACAGCUACAAGCCCACUGGGAUUGUCUCAUAUUCUAUGGGUCCAUUUGGUGGGAUGAGAGCCGCCAUGCAGCUCAGGUGUUUUCUCAGUGAACUCGGAACCCUGAGUGUCUCAAAUAUUUUUGGAAUCCCAGAAGUCCACAAGGCGCUUGAUGAGAGUGGGAAGCCAUUAAAUGACCACAUGGUUAGCGGUGCGGAACGAUUAAUCUCACAAUUGGAUUGGAUGUCAUGGGCUAUGAAAAACCACAGAGACAAAAAUGGUGUACCAAAAUAAGUUUUUACAUUUUUUUUUUGCAUCAAGUUUUAGUAACAGCUAUUAAUUUUGCCUUUUUAUGUUUUAGUUACUUUAAAUAAUAAAUCUGCAAUUUUUGCUUCAUCAAAUGAGGGGUAUGAUAAUUUCCUAUUUCAUUUCUGGUGAAACAUUUGCAUAAUAAAUUUAGUUUUGUGAUAAAAUAGUUGUUAAAAGAAAUAUAGCAUAAUUAUUAAUCUCCAAUAACUCAAGUACUUAUUGGUGUUGUUGUGUUAUAAUUCAAUUAUUUGUAUAGAAAGUAUACUCAAAUUCAUGUCUCGAAAACAAACACAUAUUUUUACUUUAGUAUUGACAUGUACAUGUUUAAAUAUAUUAAAUUUAUGUAGAACAAAAACAUUGAA